Archocentrus centrarchus (flier cichlid) is the source of this 1965-nucleotide messenger RNA. It is a transcript of the gene bri3, whose product is annotated as brain protein I3. The coding region runs from base 412 to 798 and encodes 128 amino acids. NCBI's taxonomy places the organism in Eukaryota, Metazoa, Chordata, Actinopteri, Cichliformes, Cichlidae. The transcript has 3 exons. The record is from RefSeq and is a predicted model, not a curated record.
AGCUCAUCACAUGAUUCUUCUCUUGUGACAAUCCAGACAGAAAGGAAAAGCUUUUCCGACUUCCAGUUGAGUUUUGUGGCGCUGUGAUGACAGAUGACUGUUGUUUUGGUAUCAGAGGACCAACUUUAAGGAGGGAAAUGGAGUUGAGUUAACCAUUUACCAGACAAACUCAGAUCAUUCCCGUCUCUAAACUGGACGUUUGGGUUGUUGCGCCGCCGGGGACAAAGUUGGCGCAUGGAGAGGGACGAAGUUUCAUUUUUACGCUGCGUAUUUUCUUUGUUUUUGUCGCCACUGCGUACUAUCCAGCGUCACGUAGCAACAAACGCCAAGUAGUUCAGUUUUCGACCCUUUUCUGUGGCUGAUUUGAGGUCAGACAACGAGACAAGUUGAGGACACGUUACGUCGGGUGAGAUGGUGGACAGCAAACCUCUUCUCCAGGACAGACCGCCCGCCUACAACGCCGUCCCGGCUGCUUACGAGUACGGCCCACAGCAGCUAAACUAUGGGGCCAUCCCCCCAGCGGGCCCGCCACCCUACGCGUACCCCGAUGGCCAAGGUUACCCAUCAGCCCAAAUGGGCCCUGCUGUAUCCCAGCAGCCCUACACCGGGUCUUACACCAUCAUCCAACCCUCUGUAGUGGUGGUGGGAGGCUGCCCUGCUUGCAGAGUUGGUGUCCUCGAGGAUGACUUCACCUGCCUGGGGAUCCUGUGUGCCAUCUUCUUCUUUCCCUUGGGUAUCCUCUUCUGCUUUGCACUGCGCCAGAGAAGGUGUCCCAACUGUGGCGCCACCUUCGGCUAGAUGGACCAAACUACAGCUCUCGCACACGCUUCUCCUCCCAUGCAUACACACACACACACACAUAGAUAAUCCAGGAUUUUUGGUUUAUUUUCUUAUCUUUUGUUAAUACUGCACAUUGCUGUUCUACCAUUAUGUGAGAAAUGAUCUAGAUAUUGCCAUAAAUUACGAUGUUUCUAUUAGAGGCAUGUGUAGAAAUGUUUUCAUUUGCAAGCUGAGGAUGUACCCUAAUAUAUGUAAGUGUCCAGCUGUUGUCAGUGCCUUCACUACAUGCUGAGUGAUCAUCAGAUUCCAUCAGUCAUGAUUUCUUUUGAAGAUUUCGCUCUUUAUCCGAGGAUCUGAGCAGAUUCCUUUGUUUUGCCAAGUCACAUUUAACCAAGGUAGAUGUAGUUUUUUCCUUUUUUUUUUUUUUUCUUUUUGUUAACAUUGUGCUUAGUACACAGUGCCCUCAGAUCUUUGAAUUAGCUUUUCUUUUUUUGGAAUUUUCUCAGAUUUUUUUUGUUCCUUGUUUGGGUCACUGUAUUACAUGGAAUAACACAUAGAACAUGUUAAAGGUGAAUAUAAAUCCAUGGAUAUAAAGUGUUCCAGCUGAAAUGGUGGAAUUGUAUUAGUUUUAUGUUUUUAUUUCUUGGGGCCAUAUUUGCACUGACCGUUUGUCUGAUUAUUAUUUUUUUUUUCUGCUGAGUUGUGCUUUCCAGGGCCAAUGCAGACCUCAGGUAGAUACAAUCUGAAAUGCCCUCGACUUUGCAACCUCAACCACUGUUUGACUUCAGACUUCUUAUUUUAAAAGGAUACUCGUGUCAAAGCGCAGACUCCUCAAUUAAGAUUUACUUCAAGGAAGCAUGCUGAGUUUAAAAACUGAAGCAAUCUAUCAGUAAUGUGUAUAAGCUCUGGAUUUCUUUUCCUGUGUGACAAGUCAACAUGCACCAUUCCUCCCAGCCAGACAAUCGAUUGAGAAUGUCCACGUCUCUGUAUCUGCAGUAUCACCAUGUCUCUACGUCUUCCAUCAGAGCAAGAUGUUAUAAAACUGUCCCUGGCAGAAGAAAAGGAGCUAUAACAGGGUGGGAGGGAUUUAAAUAAAUAUAUCUUGCUUUAGAAAACACACUACGCACGCUGUUAUGAUUGAGGUUCUUACUUUUUUAUAUGUUAUUGUAAUUAAAAAUGAAUACU